AGGCUUUUAAUCCUUGAAGACGACCACUCAGAAUCUGCUAAACGUUUAGAGGAAAAGUUUGAAGAACUUGAAUCGCAGAAGAGGGAUAUUGAAAUAAAACAUAGGAAGGCUAAAGAACAUGCGACUAGAUUAGAAGAAAAAGAGGCCGAAUUAAGAAAAGAGCUUAAUCAAAUUCACGAACGCUAUACUGAGUUGCUCCGUACUCACGUCGAUCACGUUGAGCGCUAUCAACGAUCAUUGAAGAACGAUUCAAUUCAUAUUCAAGACUCAAAUCCUAAAAAUCAACAAAGCUUUUGUCUACUAGAUCCAUCUCUUCCCGAUUUUGAAUCUUCUAAUCGACACGAUCUGCCUAUUUCUGAUGUUUUUGUACCAGAUUAUACGUUUUCCGCACCAAUUACGCAAGCUGGCAUAAAACUUUAUUAG
Messenger RNA from Protopolystoma xenopodis, 423 nucleotides. The record is from the annotation of a GenBank genome assembly. NCBI's taxonomy places the organism in Eukaryota, Metazoa, Platyhelminthes, Monogenea, Polystomatidea, Polystomatidae.